AUGGCUACCAACUCUAGUGCAGCUUCUCACAAUAUCACGAGCCAUAAGCACCAGAGGUCGCUUCCAACCUCUCCCUGUAUCCCGUGGUUUGCUGUGCUCAGCGUUGAAUUUCUGGCCACAGUUAUCCUCAACUUCAUCACCAUUACUGUAUUUGUGAAGCAGCGCCAGCUACAGAGGAAAAGUACAUACUUGAUCAUCCAUUUGGCCAUAGUUGAUUUGUUGGCCGGAGCCGUAUCAGGACCGAUGCUGAUACAUUCACUCGUUUGUUCGUGUUACGGGAAGAGUUGGGAUAUAACGUUUUCAAGAAUAAGUUUAGCAAUACGUACUUUUUUCCCCUUCACAUCUCUUGUUAAUCUCGCUUUCAUCUCGUUUGAACGAGUACACGCCACAUAUCGCCCAUUUAAGCACCGUUUAAUCAAGAAAUGGGUUUAUGGACUAGUCAUAGCUUUUAUAUAUUUAUCAGCAAUAUGCAAAAGUACAAUAGAAGCAUUAAUCAAUUGGCCGUUUAGCUUUAUUUGGGUUUCUAGUUCUUAUUUCGUUCUUCUGGUUCUCAUGUGCAUAUGUUACAUUUCAAUUUAUAUCAAAGUUCGUUGUAGUCGUCAACAUCAACUUAAUGGUGCAGCCGGUCUGAGGGAGAGAAAACUGACGAGAACAUUGUUCCUUGUCACCAUAGCAUCAUUAUUAACUUUUCUACCAAUUGUUAUUGUGAACAUUAUGAUUUUCCUUCAUAUCUUGUCUUUUUCAAACUGGUCCACUUAUCUGCAAAUUGGUUGCACUAUAAUAACAUUAUUCUUUGCCAACUCGCUAAUAAAUCCUAUUCUCUAUGCAGUGCGGAUGCCAGAAUUUAGGGCAGGUAUAUCAAAGAUGGUAUUUUGCAGGACACCUCAAGACCAUCGAAAUCCGGUCGAAUAUCCACUUCGCGAUCUUUAGUUCAGGCCGACACUCAAUUUUUUUGCAAUAGUUUUGAUCAGAAAAUGUAAAUACAAUAUUUAAAAUGGUUUAGCGAUUCAAAGAAUCUGUACAGCUGUAAUUUUCAUUAUCCAUAUUAAAAUAUUCGAUGUCGUUGCACAUGUUUUGUGUUUAGCCUGACUUGUAAUGGUAAACCACAAGUUAAAAUAUAUUUCAGAACGAAGAGACAAACAACGAGCGGGACCACAAGGAUCGGGCGCUUAUUAUUAAAGUAAAUGAUGAACAACAAGAUGGUGGAAAAAGCCGUAUCCAGCCCUAUAAACAACAGAAAGCAACAUUACGUCAUCUGGAGACCCCAGUUAAAACGGAGACUAUAUGAUGAGUGAACUUAACUCAAAGUGGCAAUUUUUCUUGACACAAUUAAUCUAAAACACACCCGUAUUUGGAAAACUCCAUAAUAACGCAGACUUAAUCAUCACAACUGAGGCUUCUGUUUAACCGAAACUCUAAGAGGUUUAACAACAGACUUUCUGUCGUUAUUUACGAAAGCUGUACAGUUCUAAAAUCAUUUCCAGAUCACGCUAACUUAGCAAAUUUUCAGUAUACGGCUUAAGAGAGCUAAAUUCACCGCGGCGUUGAUAAAAGAUGGUGAGCCACAAAGAGACCAACCUAUUUGCGUUGAAAUUUUCCUUAGUUGAUGCGCCAUCACAGGCGCGCUUGAAAGGAAUGAGGGGAGAAAAAUAUAUAUUUCAUAAAAUAGCCACGGCAAUAAUAAGUUUAAGGAUGUAACAGCAAACCGUUAAUCUUUGUUAACGACAACCUGCAUCAAACAGAAAUCCUGUAUUUAUGUCAAUGUCCUUUAACUUGACGGGUUUUAUCCAACAAGUUGAGAAGAAAGUACCGAAACUCUUUACAUGAGUUGUGAUAUUCUUUUAAAAUUCGCUUUUCCGAUCAUGGAAAGCAAGGAGCGAUCAUCUGUGGGAUUAACUUGGCUAUUUACAUAUCCAAAAAAAUGAAUGAAAUUCAAAACAUAGAAGGAAGCGCGAGGUAAUUGGAAAGUAAGCAUUGCAAAAGUUUCUUUUAUCUGCCUCUGUUUUCUGUUGAUAUUUCCAUGGCUUGUGAUUUCAUUAAAGGUAGAAUCACAAAAUUUAAAGCGUAACUGUAGGAUUGACCUUUAAACUAACUCAUUCCCCCUGGGCAAAAGGACGAUUUGAAGCUAUUUUAAGAUAUUUUCUUGAAGGAAACUGGGCUACAAUAUGUUCUGUAGCUGUAAGGUAAGAAGUCGUUUGAUGUAUUGAUAUAAUUCAUUACUGUCCUCUUUCUGGCCAUCUCUUCUAUUGAUUCAUUUAACUCAGCCAUCACGCAUUUCGUAGGAAAACUGAAUUGAAGGAUCUCGAUAUGUGAUUUUGCAAGAGUUUUCCGGAGAAAUCGCCGUUAAACGGUUGUUAUAUAACAACAGGAUAAACAGAAAAGGUGGAAAAGAAGGUUGUACAUAAGGUACCGCCCUUUUUCAUAAAUCAUCGUCGAGCGUCGUGCUCCUCAAACAGAAGAUUUUAAUUAAAAAUUCAGUGCAGAGGGUCAAAAGUCGACGCUGUUUACAAGUACAAUCACUAUGGGAGAAUUGAACAUAAAAACUAAACAUAGUUAACUCAAUAAAGCUAACAGUCACAGUAACUUAACAGCUGCUUAACGCCGUGUUUAUGAUGGAAAAUUGAAGAAACGAGUGAAUUCAGCGGUGCAUGUGGCAACUUAAAAUAAGGCUGAAAAUUUGGUACUCUUUCAUCUUUUUAGACAAUACAUUUAUCUCUUGUACUUCCCUGUCGUUAGACGCAAUUUUUCGUUAUCAAUUUCAUAGCGAGUCACCGAACACGAGAUAUUAAGUUAGAAUUGGUAGUUUUUUUUCUUCUUAAAACUUGUUCUUCUUUCAACAUAAACCGACAUUGAAAUGUUUUGUUGAUGAAAAAUAUAAUAAUUUAAAUGGCGAGGUGUUGUGUUUCAAAGAAAUUGGUCCAGCUGAAUUUAUUUUUAAAUCUAUGAAUGGCUAAUAACAUAGCGUUCACCUGUUUUGACAAAGACUAAAAACUCAUCAACUUAAAAUCCAUUUCUGUUUCAUCAUUCAGUAAUUCUGGAUAACAUCUCCCUCAUGGUUGCCCAUUGGAGCAUCCGCCCUAUCUUCGAAUUGUGUGUUCUGUUUCUUUUAUUUGGUUUUUUCUUCUUUUGUUAAGAUCUUGAGAAAAAUUCCAUACUUACUAGUAGGCAAAGGCGAGUCAUUUACGUGCACCUUUAUACAACUACAAGAACAUAAAAGAAAUCUGAUUUCCUGUAAAAAACAUAGAUAGCUUCAUUUAGCGUCUACUCCGUUAGCAGCUCUUUAGUUGUGGCAGUUGUUCAGCAUUACUUGUCAGUUAAGGACGAGCAAAUGUUCGCCGGUUGCUUUUAAUUUAUGCAUCUUAGUUCUAAAUAAAAAACAUUAUAUAUUAAAAAUGGCUAAGCGACUCACCGAAUGUUAGCAGCCUUUUCUUGUUGCAUAUGUUUCGUGUUGAGUCUGGCUUGUAACGAUAAACCCCAAGUUACUUAUAACAUUUCAGAACAAAGAAACACACAACUAGCGGUACUAUAUACGGGUCGGGCGCAGUUUCAUUAAUACAAACGAUGAGCAACAAAUGGAUCGAAAGAGAAAAUUCAUAUAUUCAUAUAUUUAAAUUACAGACUGAGCUGAAUAUGCACAAACUUGUUAAUUUUUUUGUUUUGCGUGAUAAUCAAUUUACUUCUGUGGGGCUCCAGUCAACCAUAGUCCUUUACACGCAAGAACACAGCAAUACGCCCUGUUGAGGAAUAAAAAAUCUGAAAAAAAACUGAAAAAAAUACCCGUGAAAAUUAUCACAGCGCAGAAAUAAAAGCACAGAGCAGAUCUUCUUCCGUUUUCAGCUCAACCUUAUAAAAAAUUAGCAGAUCCAAUUUUAAAUGGACACCUUAGGUGCGGCAAACUGGGCCAACGUCGCGAUAUGUUUUCUUUAUUUCAAAACAUACCCGUAUUUGGCGAACACCUUUAUUUCGCGGAAGUGAUCACCGUAAUUGCGUCCUUUAGUGACUUAAAAUUUCUUUUUCAGCAGAAACUUUGCGAGGUUUAACUACAGAUGGUCUUUCCUAAUUCACGAAAGCAGUAUUUUUCUUAGAUCGUGUUCAGUUGAAAAAAAUGGGAGCUUCAGGUAUUUCCUUCCGGAAUUAUCAAACUGCUUUCACGUCUACUCUUCCCAUUUUAAACGAACAAUAAGAGACCAGUCAUUUAAUGAUUAUCGCAGCUUUGAAGACUUUUCAUUACCACCUGAUAUAAGAUAAAAUAUCAUUUACCGUCAGUUCUAGACAUUUUCCUAAACUGAAUUUCAGUCAUAUGAGAUAAUAAACACAUCCCGUUGUGUCAAAAAUAAUAUUUGCACGAAACAAAAGGCAAGCAGUUUAUGUAUACCAACAUAAUGGUUCUACAUUAAGAAAUUAGAUUCAUCCUCUGAAGACUGUGUAAUUAUCUUUCUUUUUAAUUUCUUUAAGUUGCUAAGAAUAAAAAAAUUGAUGGAAUUUUAUUUCGACUUCUACCGACCGAGUUUGGGCAAAGAUUAAUAGAAUAAGUUAGAAAAUCAUCCAGUUCUUCUGAGCUGAAGUAUAUGCUUGAUCAUCUCAACACUAACUUUGAACUAUUCAGAUCGUAUCAAAAACGUGUUAACUCGGAAGUGAACAUAAAUAUCCUUAACUUUAGUGCCAAUUACCUAGACUCUCUGGAAAGGAAAGAAUACAUAAAAUGCGUAGGUGUAUUUAUCGAUUCAACAUGAUCUCGGACUCACACAUUUCAUUUAUUUCAUCUAAGAUUAGCAAGUCUUUAAGCAUUUUAUCAAGAUUGAGAAAUUUUGUCCCACAAACUGUAUUGUUUAACUUACAUCGAUCUUUUAUUUAAGCUCACUUGUCCAACGGGGUUGCAGUCUGAGGCCAAGUUGCUUAAUCGAAUUUAAACAAGGUGUUGAUUAUGCAAGAACGUGCUCAUGCUGUACCUUUUGUCAACUUGUCAAACAUUUUUCCUCUUCAUCAGACCUAUUUUAAAACAAUCUGUUCUUUUAUGCAUGAUUUUGUCAACGAUUUAGCACCACCUAACAUUUCAGAAUUAUUUAGUUAUUCUUCAGAAAAACACCACCAUUAUACAAGGUCCUCAGCGGCUGGCAAUCUCUGUCUUAAAUAUUCGAGAACAAAACAUAAGAAAAAUUAUAUCUCAAGACUGGGUGCAAGGAUCUGGAAUAGUAUUCCCAUCUGUCUUCUUUCUCUACCUAAAUAUAAAUUUAAAUGGUAUACAAAGACAGCUGCUGAACAUUUUGAUGCGAGAGUAUACUUAUGUUGACGUCCAUACUUUAGCUGACAAAUUUAGAAAAUUAUACCAUUUUUAGAUUCAUUUGUUUUCUUUUUGUUUUUCCGCGUGUAAUUUUAUUCUGUUUGUAAUACGUAAUACCUAAUUGGCUCCUCUAUAAUUCAUCGUACUGUUUUUUCAACAUUCCUGUAUGUGUAUGCUCUCCUAGUCAUUUCCUCUUUGCAGUUAAACUUGGUAUUGAAGAACGUUUGUUUCCCUCCCGCCUCGAUUAGCUUCGCUAUUUUUCGGGUAGGGAUUGUUAGAUAGGAAUUUAAAUUGCCAAAGUAAAUAAAUAAAUUUUAUUGUCGUUGUUCAUGUUGCUUUCCAAAGCGGUGGAGUCGUCACCAGAAUGAAUUAAGAGAAAUGAAAGGUUGUUAUUCUAGACCAUUUAGUUUAAAGACAAACCGAAAUUAAAAUCAUAGAAGAAAGCGCGAGGUAAAUGGAGUGUAAAAGGAUUGGAACCGUGUUUUUUUUAGUCCUAGUCCAUGCGUGUUUUCAUGGCUUGCGAUUUAAUAAAAAGCUGAAUAAUAGAAUCUAUAGCAUACUGUAAGCUCAACUUUAAAAAGAUAUUCAGUCACUCCUGCCAAAAUGCCGGAAAGCGGUCUAAAAUAAAGUCUACACCUGUAAAGUAAGAGGUCAUGCGAUACAUUUACUAAUUUUUAUUCAUGUCCUCUUCCUGUUUACCUGUGCUAUUGAUUCAUUUAACUAAGCCAUUACGUAGGAAUACUAUAUAAAUUGAGUGAUUUCGACGGGUGUUUUCAGUUGAGGUAGCUAAGCUUGACCGAGGUCUUCUCUUUCUUUUACUAAUUUAGAGGCUUUUAGAGUGCCGCCGUGGUUGAUAACUUUCUGUCCUACCCAGAAACAAAAAGACUUGGAAAUCGUCCAUUGCUCACCUGAGGCAUGUCAUUUAAGUACAACUAAACCACAAGAUUCCGAGAUAUUAUACCUCAUGUAAAUCGUGUUAAGAUAUCACCAAUGAUCGUUUCAGGAGAGACUUAUAUCUGAUGGUCGCUUAAUGCAUGUAGCAAAUGGCCCAAUUUAUUUCACAUAAAUAUAACUAAAAUCUUUGGGGCCUAAACUAAAGAUUUCUUGUGGUAUGCCUCUUAUAGUACAAAUUGAGAAAUCAUGAAGGACCGUGUUUUGCAUGCAUUCCUUUUUUCUUUUUAAACAACAUAUUUUUGUGUUAUUUAGUCGUGUUGGCUCGUCACUUGUAAUUUUCAUCUCUCAAUUUUACAGCGAGGCACUGCUGCAAUUUCACUCCACACUCAGCAACUAUUUAAAGUUAGCAGCGGUAAUUUUCUUUCCUCCAAUAAUAACUAGCUGAUCAUUCAAGGUAAGCCGAUAGAACUUUAUGAUUAAAAUUGUAGACAAUGAAGAUCAAGUUAAGCAAAAUUCCAGAGUGAUGUGUUCCGAGGAGAUUUGUCAAGCUGAAUUUAUUUAAUUUUGCCCCAUUUUUCGAGUAGUUAACAAGAGGACGCUGAAUUGGUUUGAAAUAAUUUAAACUCUUUGUCUUUGAAUAUCAUUAUUUUUCACCAUUUGAUAAUUCGUACAAAAUUUGAUUCUUUAUAAAAGUUCUGUGGCAAUUGUUCAGUAUCACUCAUAGUUAAGAUCGAUCAGACCUUCGCCGCCUACUAGUAUGACAUACAUCCAUAGUCCAUCAAAUAGAAAGAUCAUCAUCAACAGUUGUCCUGGAAUAUUGUUACUUUUUUCGCUUUCUGUAGACUGUUAUGUUUCAUUCAUAUUUAGAUUAUUUGGCUUGCGGUAAAUUACAGUGGAAGUCAAUGGCUUCCAACUCUAGUUUAGCUUCUCACAAUAUCACGAGCCCCAAGCACCAGAGGUCACCUCCAACCUCUUCUUGUAUCCCGUGGUGUGCUGUGCUCAGCAUUGAAUGUCUGGCUAUAGUCAUCCUCAACAUCACCACCAUUACUGUAUUUGUGAAGCAGCGCCAGCUACAGAGGAAGAGUACAUACUUGAUUAUCCACCUUGCCAUAGCUGAUUUGUUAGUCGGGGCCAUAUCAGGGCCGAUGCAGGUUCAUGCAUUCAUGGCUCUCUGUUACGAUGAGGUUUGGGAUAUAACGUUUUCAAGAAUAAGUUUAGCAAUACGUCCCUUUUUCCUCUUUGCAUCCCUUGUCAAUCUUGCGUUCAUUUCGUUGGAAAGAGUACACGCAAUAUAUCGUCCUUUUAAACAUCGUUUAAUCAAGAAAUGGUUGUAUAGACUAGUUAUAGCUUUUAUAUAUUUAUCAACAAUAUGCAAAGGUACAAUAGAAAUAGUAACCGAUUGGCCAUUAAACUUAAUUUGAGUUUAUAGUUCUUAUUUCAUUCUUCUGGUUCUCGUGUGCCUAUGUUACAUUUCAAUUUAUAUCAAAGUUCGUUGUAGUCGUCAACAUCAACUUCAUGGUGCAGCCGGCCUGAGGGAAAGAAAACUGACGAGUACGUUGUUUCUUGUCACCUUUGCAUCAUUAUUAACUUUUCUACCACUUACUAUUUGGGAAAGUAUGAUUUUCCUUCAUAACAUUUCAAUCCCAAACUGGUCCACUUAUCUGCAAAUUGGUGGCACUACACGAACAUUAUUCUUGGCCAACUCGCUAAUAAAUCCUAUUCUCUAUGCAGUGCGGAUGCCAGAAUUUAGGGUUGGUAUAUUAAAGCUGGUAUUCUGCAGGACGCCCCAAGACCAUCGAAAUCCGGUUGAAUAUCCACUUCGCAAUCUUUAG
This is a messenger RNA of Pocillopora meandrina, 8007 nucleotides long. The record is from the annotation of a GenBank genome assembly. Lineage: Eukaryota; Metazoa; Cnidaria; Anthozoa; Scleractinia; Pocilloporidae.